This is a messenger RNA of Peronospora belbahrii, 1284 nucleotides long. Lineage: Eukaryota; Oomycota; Peronosporomycetes; Peronosporales; Peronosporaceae. The record is from the annotation of a GenBank genome assembly.
AUGGUAGUAGUGACACAGGUCUUGCUAAGCGCUUUCCGUACGGCGAGGCAACGUGGAACAUCCAUUCCAUUUCUGUCCAUUCAAAGUGCACUACGACGCACUUCAUUCUCUACUCAAUCGAGCGUGUAUACAUGGGGUAGUGGCACGUUAGGUCAAUUAGGACACGGAACGAUUGUCAAGUCUGGCAUGCGCAAUGCGUACGAGGAGCUAUUGCCCAAGCUACUAGAAGCAUUUGAAGGAAAAGGCAUUGUCCGCUUAGAAUUUGGUGCUAGCCACAGUGCUGCCAUUGAUGAGAAUGGCAAGUUGUUCAUGUGGGGUUCUAACGAGUAUGGCAAAUUGGGACUGGGAGAAAGCAGUGAGAUGGAAGUGCUACCGCGAGAAGUAGAGGCUUUCCAAGGCAUUAAGAUCGUGGAUGUAUCAUGUGGAGACUAUUAUACAGUUGCAGUGGAUGCUGAUGGUAAAAUGUACUCGUGGGGUUGGGGAGGCUCUACGAUGAAGGGUGCUGGCGGACUCGGUCAUGCUGGCGGGAAGGACGAGCCCACACCUCGGCUAUUGACGACCCUGGUGGACCAAGGAGUGCCUAUGUCCACGGUGGAGUGCGGCGAAUUCCACACAGUGGCGCUUACCAAGGACGGCGAAAUUUGGGCUUGGGGUAAUGGCGAGUACGGACGUCUAGGCAAUGGCGAGUCUGACACGUGCGAGGUGCCGGAGCCAAUCGAGUUCUUUUUGAAGGAAAAUGUGGUUUCGAUUGCUGUUGGUCGUGACUUUUCCUUUGCGCUAACGGACAAAGGCGAGCUGUAUAGCUGGGGUGGCAACAGUCACAAUCAGCUGGGUAUUGGUGGUGGCUUAGCUAUGGACGUGUACAACAUCGAGUCAAUCCCAGUGCUAGUUGAGGCGUUCAACGGGCUGUCCGUGAAGCAGGUCGCUGCCGGCUAUGACCAUGCCGCAGCGGUGACGGAGGACGGACGUCUGUACAUGUGGGGCGCCAAGAUCUGGAUUGAGCCGCAUGAGAUGACUGCUAUGAAUGAGCACAAGGUAGUGCAGGUGGCUUGCGGACGACAAUACACAGCAGCACUGACGGAUGACGGCAAGAUCUUUACAUUUGGUAAGGGUAGCUCCACUUGUUUGGGUCACGGCGAUCGAAAGAACCAGUUGCAGCCUGUGCAGAUCCAGGCUCUGGCCGACGUCAACAUUACCUCGGUAUCAUGCGGUGACUACCACAUGGGGGCCAUCGCAACACCUCACGCCGAGGCUGCAGACAAAGAUUUUUCCUUCCGGGAGUAG